AUGACGACCUACGAAGAUCAAGCGACUACUACGCAGUACGCACAGUAUGCUAUUGAUCCAACUGAUCCAUCACUCUCACAAACCAACGGUGUUGCUGAGCAAGCACAAAUCGAAGAAGGCACUAAUUCCGAAUCUCUGCCACAACAAUCCGAUCUAGAACGUUACUGGGAUAUUGUCAGGUCUAAUCCUGAUGAUUUCACAUCAUGGGAAUAUUUGAUUCGCGUUGCUGAAACUGCGGAAGGCGGCCUCACAGCGCAGUCACCUCCAGAAAAUAUAACAAAUAUGCGUGACGUUUUUGAUCAAUUCUUAGCAAAAUUCCCUUUAUGUUUUGGUUAUUGGAAGAAAUAUGCAGAUUUCGAAUUUAACAUUCAGGGGCCGACAGAGGCUGAAAAAAUCUAUGAACGUGGUGUAGCUGCCAUAGCGAAUUCAGUUGAUCUUUGGACGCAAUAUUGCGCAUUUAAAAUCGAACACUAUCCGGACGAUGUGGAGGCCAUUCGAGGGUUAUUUGAACGCGGUGCUGCAUAUGUUGGCCUUGACUUCCUUUCCCACUUGUUUUGGGACAAAUAUAUAGAGUUUGAGAAAUCAAAGCAGGCAUAUGAUCGGGUUCUAAAAAUCUUGGACAGAAUUAUACGCAUUCCAAUGCAUCAAUAUGCUAGAUUCUUUGAUGAAUUUACAAAUUUGUGUGGAACGCGGCCAAUAGCAGAACUCAUCACACCUGAACAAUAUCGACAAUUUGAGGAGGAAGCGCGAACAGCUCCUCCUGUUCCACCUGAAGGGACGGAGGGUGAGCAACCCCCUCCUCCUACAGAAAAAACAGAAGAACAGAUUCAAAAUGACAUAAGAACACGAAUUUACAAUAUGAAUAUUGAGACAUAUAUGAAAACGCAAAACGAAACCAAUAAACGUUGGGUCUUUGAACAGGAGAUUAAGAGACCUUACUUUCAUGUAAAAGCUAUGGAUGAUGUUCAGUUGAUUAAUUGGAGAAGAUACCUUGACUUUGAGGAAAGUGAGGGAGAUGAUACUCGCAUUCAAGUGUUAUAUGAGAGAUGUCUCGUAGCCUGUGCUUUAUAUGAAGAAUUUUGGCAAAGAUAUGCUCGUUGGAUGAUAUCUAAAAAUAGACUCGAUGAUGCACGUAAUAUAUAUGUAAGGGCUACUUCCGUGUUCAUUCCAAUCAGUCGCCCAAGUAUUCGCUUGUCCUUUGCUUGCUUUGAAGAGCAACAGGGAAAUAUUGACGAAUCCAGGGCUAUAUAUAAAAUGGUCUUGGAUGCUUUGCCGGGCCAUGUUGAGGCAAUAAUGAAAUACGCACAUUUUGAAAGACGUCGGUAUCUUGAUGAUUUGUCGGUUCCCAUUAACAUUCUAACAUCUUCGCUCCAGGGAAAUAAUCUCGAUGACAAAUCUAAAGCUUUUAUUACAGUACAACAUGCUAAUAUGCUAUGGCGUAAUAAAGGUUCAAUAGAAGAAGCACGUCAGAUUUAUCAAGAAAACUCAACGAAAUAUCUUGAUAGCAAAUAUUUUUGGUUGAACUAUUUUAAUUUCGAAUUAUCUCAAAUCGGCUCCACAGUAGAAGCUAACUUGAAAGCGGUUUAUGAUCUGAUUCGCAAUACAUCUACGCUUUUACCAGAAACGAUAAGGGAUUUUUCGCAUAGAUAUCUUGAUUUUCUUAUGGAACGUGGUUCAACUAUAGCUGUUUACAAUAAGAUCGAUGUCGAAGCUAACGGCCCCAUCACUGUACGUCCGGUCUUGGACACCAAAAAACGUGGAGCUGAUGAAGAGCCAGAAAAACUUUCAAAGCAGGUCAGAAUGGAUGGCGUUGUUGAUGCAGCAGCAGGAACACCUGUAAUUCCAGUGACACCGUAUACUACGACUACUGGUGUGCAACCACCAUAUUAUUCUCAAGGCCAAUGGAGUGCAUCAGGAUAUUCUGUUUACCCCACAGCUAAUGCUGCUCAGUCGGCAUCAUAUCAAUACCCUUAUCAGUAUCCUCAACAAGCUGCGACUACGCCUACCACUCCCGCACAGGCCCCUGUGACUACGUGGGACUACGCACAGCCAAGUACUACAGGAUAUUAG
Messenger RNA from Cetraspora pellucida, 2070 nucleotides. Lineage: Eukaryota; Fungi; Glomeromycota; Glomeromycetes; Diversisporales; Gigasporaceae. The record is from the annotation of a GenBank genome assembly.